CGUCAAUAACCCGGCCCCGGCUUUAGAGCGGCCUUCUAGGUCCAGGUUUCGAAGCUCCGCCUUCGCUCCGGUCUUUCUAGAAACGCAGCUUUGCCCUCGGCGGUGCCGGACUGGUACUGCCGGGCCACUGCAGGUGUCCGCGGCGUCCAGACGCGUGUGUGUCCCCCUAUGGCGGAUACAGCUCCGAACGGCCCCCAAGGGGCAGGCGCAGUGCAAUUCAUGAUGACCAAUAAACUGGACACAGCAAUGUGGCUUUCUCGCUUGUUCACAGUUUACUGCUCUGCUUUGUUUGUUCUGCCUCUUCUUGGGUUGCAUGAAGCAGCAAGCUUUUACCAACGUGCUUUGCUGGCAAAUGCUCUUACCAGUGCUCUGAGGCUGCAUCAAAGAUUACCGCACUUCCAGUUAAGCAGAGCAUUCCUGGCCCAAGCUUUGUUGGAGGACAGCUGCCACUACCUGCUGUAUUCACUCAUCUUUGUCAAUUCCUACCCUGUUACAAUGAGUAUUUUUCCAGUCUUGUUAUUCUCUUUGCUUCAUGCCGCGACAUACACAAAAAAGGUUCUUGACGCAAAAGGUUCAAAUAGUUUACCUCUGCUGAGAUCUAUGUUGGAUAAAUUAAGCGCUAAUCAACAGAAUAUUCUGAAAUUCAUUGCUUGUAAUGAAAUACUCUUGAUGCCUGCUACAGUUUUUAUGCUUUUUAGUGGUCAAGGAAGUUUGCUCCAGCCUUUUAUAUACUAUAGAUUCCUUACUCUCCGAUAUUCCUCUCGAAGAAAUCCGUAUUGUCGGACCUUGUUUAAUGAAUUGAGGAUUAUUGUCGAACAUAUAAUAAUGAAACCUGCUUGCCCACUGUUUGUGAGAAGACUCUGUCUCCAGAGCAUCGCCUUUAUAAGCAGAUUGGCACCAACAGUUGCGUAGCAUAAUAUCCAGCUAAGUUAAAUAUAAAUAAGCAUUAGUAGCAGCUGAUACUUCUGCUAGAGAUUGUUAAUUCCAGGUGUGAAACUGACCUCAGUCCAAUUUACAUAAAUUCAUCUUAAUGGAAAAUAACAUUUUCCUGGCAUGUUGAAUCAAGCCUUUAUAAAAAAGUUUCUAAGAAAAUUCUGUGUUGUGUUGUUAAUGGUUAAGGAAGUUUGUAUUUUGUAAUAAAUGUAUCAAAUUUUUUUAGAUGCUGCUGUGCCUUUAUCAUGUAUGUUUAUUUCUCUUGUAACAAUAGCUCUAUAAUUUGUUUCAACCUAAUUGGUAACCUGAAUUUAUUUAUAUCCAUAAACAUGGAAGAUAUAUAAAUAGUUAUAUAAAUAGUUAGCUAUAUAACUAUUUAUACCAUAAUAGUUCAUUAUGGUAACAUUUACAUAUGUGAAUUCAGCAUAUUUUGAGACAGUAUUUUGCCAUUUAUAAAUUUUGGUAGAUGAUUGAAGCCACAUUCCCACUGUAUUUGACUUCAAAUUGUUAUUAAAUUGAUUUUGUGCUGCUUUGUUAGGACAGAUUAAUUUUGGAUGUGCUAUUAUAAGAGGAGUUCAAAAUUUUAUUUCCAUGAAUACUUCUGUAGAUUUGAAUUUUUCUUUUAAAGGCUCAACUGUAAGCUUAUUGGCCAAUGAGAUAAAUAUUUGGAGUCCCCUAGUCAUUAUAUCAGAAAGCAGUAGUCACACAGUUUUAGGAAGUCGUUCUUUUACAGUGUGGACACAUAUGUUACUAGUGUUACUAUAGUUCCUACAUCAAAUUCUUGACUACUGUUUUUCUCAGAUUCUUACGCUUGAAUUUUCAUGAGACAGUUGUAGCAGUUCAGGUACCUUUGAAAGGAUUGUAACUGAAGAUUUAUUAUAUGACUAUACUCACUGUUUCUUCUGAAAUAAUAAUGAAGAUUAUCCUGUACAUUCUUUACCCAUCAAGUUUGAUUGAAAGGUUAAAUGGGAAGGUGUAUAAGUGAGGUAAUUGAUUCGGGGGAAGAACAUACAUUUCCUAUUUCAUGAUGGACAAAUUUGGGGGAAUUGGAUGUAUUGCUGCAGCUGUGAUUUGGGUUGUAUGAUAUGUUAAAUCCUGUUUACUGACCUUCUAUCAACUCUAGAAAGUUUACUUUGAUCUUUAUUGUUGCAUGAUUAGAAAUGUUUAAAACAUUGCAAAAAUUCUAGUACAGAGUAAUGUAAUAGUUUUUGUAACCUGUUCUUUCUGCAUGUAAUUUGGAUUUCUCAAAUACAUUCAUUGGUAACUUAUUAGUAAGAUCAGUUUUCUUUUUGUUCAACUUUUGAUCUGUAGAAAUGUGAUAUCUACUUGAUAGCUCAACCAUAACCAGCUCUUUUUGUAACAUUUUUCUACUCAGAGAAGCAGCCUCAUAAAAUAGUUGAUUGUGUGUGUGUGUGUAUGUGUGUGUGUGUGUGUGUGUGGCUAGCCUCAUUAUUACCAUAUAUGUAAUCUGAUUAUUUUAAGAACUAAAUUUUCUAGAGCAAUAAAGUGACUAUAAUGUUAAGUAAACAGUAUAUUAUUGAUAUCUAAAGAUAUUUUUAAAGUUUAUGUCUUGAAUUAUAUUGAAAUUUUGGCAGUGAAGGCACAUUUUUAAGUUACUAGUUUUUUUGGUUUUGUUUUUACAAAUUUUUAAAUCUCAUGAUAAUUUUAGAUUUAUAGAGGUGACUAAAAAAUUAAUCCUGGAACAACAUUGUUCACUAAAGUACAGACCUAUUCAGAAUUUCACCAGUUUUUACACUUGUUAAUAUUCUUUCUGUGCGCUCUGUUUUACUGUGAUUAUUUAUUAUUUACUUUUAGUGACCUAUAAAUGUGCUUGUAUUUUGAGUUUUUCUUUUUUUACUCUGAAAAUUACUGUUGGCUAAAAAAAUUUCCUAAGGAAAAGAAUUCAUCUGGUCUUUAACAUUUGGACUUUCACAGAUUAAAACACUGUGCUUUAAAAGUCGAGGCUUUUUAUCAAAAACAGGAUUAUAUUUCUGACAUGCUCAUGUUUGGCUGUUCUUUAAAGGAAGGCUUGAUUUAUAAAUGAAAUAUUCCUACACUCAUGAAAAAGUACAUUUUACGAUUUGAACAUUACUAGAUGUUUAGUUUGCAUGAACUUACAGUCACAGACUCUAAUAAGAAUACGUACAACCAGCUGAUACGGCAUCCCAAAUUAUAGUGUAACAUGCAUACCUAUCAGUUAAAAUUAAGGAACUACAAUAGCACUAUAUAGAAUGAAUGUAGUAGGAGAAAAUUAGCAGCAUAGCUGGCUUGCUUAAGCAGGCUUAAAAAAAUGAUUUAACAUCCAGAAUAUCUAAUACUGUAGCAGAUUCUGUUCUUCUACCAUUUUUAGAUAUUACACUUUCUUGGACAGGGGAAGCUUCAUACAAAACUUCCUUUAUCCAGUAGUAAGUGUAUAUUCCAUUUCUAUACUGGAUUCCCCAUGAAUUUAAACUUGAACAUCAUUCCAAAGAGAAAUUUCUUAAAUAACAAUUUGUACUAGUAAAUUUAUUUGGGAUAAAAUUUACCAAGGUAGAUAGAUGGUCCUGGAAGUAAGCAAGAAUGAAAGCUUGCCUUUAAAAAAAUUUGUUUUAGAUAUUUAGGUUAUCUCCCUUACAGGGAAAAUCAAGGCAUGUUAAUAUUAAAACCAGAAGUUACAAAAGAUUUAUGAGGUCUAUUGUAGAACUAAAAUACAGUGCUAUCAGAAUACUUCCUUUCUUCCUGAAAGUCAGGAUCACACAUUCAGAUUAGGUUUGUAGGCUUAGGAUAUAAGUAUUAUUCCUCUUGGAAAGAAAAUGAUUAUAUAUGUAACACGACAAGUGGAACUAACGUAGUUUUUGAAAGUUUGAGAUCAGAAUGAAUAAAAUUAAUUUUGAGGGAUUGUGGUGAAGAUACUUAUCUAAUGCUAAAGAAUUUAAUUUGAUUAAUAUAAUUAUUCUAAAACUUCUUCCCUGCCCAAAAUCCCUUAGGAUCUGCUAGCCUCAAAGCUGUUAACCAGAUUCCAACUAAUUUUGCUACCUAUUCUGGCACAAAAACCUCAGGGGGGAAAGUAACCACCGACAGGUCAGUGUGUUUUGAUCAGUAGGUGGCGCUCUUUCCUCAAGUGGCCCCCCAGUUUCACCUGCAUUGUGGGAAGGUUAAAAAGCCACUAAAAGAGCUGAGUCAGCCAUAAAACUAAGGAUUUUAAUUCCAUGACUUUUUAAAAUAUGUAAUUACUCAAUAUUCAAGUAUUUGGCAAGCAUUUAUUCUGAGUACAUAUUUAGAGUAUUGAAAUGCUCAGAAGCUGGAAAAUGUGUCCUGUUAAUAACAGCUUUCUAGGUAAACAGUAGAAUAGGCUACAGUUGUGAGAGGUAUUAUUAAGAUCAUGUCUCUUUUUCUUCUUACUGUAAGUUUCUACAUCACCCAAGCAAAAUCAGUCAUAAAAUUGUUCUUUUUUCAGGUGUGUAGAAAAACAAUACUUAAAAAUUUUUUCAUGGUUAUUUUGUAUAUACUAGAGGGUAUAGGCAGUUUGACCUCUUAAAAUUUAAACUUUUAUAGAAAUAAAAAUGCAUAUUGAAAUUUUUGGGUAUUAGGAAUGGUACCUAGAUUGGUAAAUUCAGUUUGAGUUGCAGAGACACCUAGUUUCUUUUAAUACCUCGUUGGAAUUUCUCUAGGAUUAGAGUUCUGCAGAGGCUUUAUGGUAGUAUAGCUCAAUAGAGAGUAUACCAAAGCAUGUGUUUAUAUAUCCGGGAGCUUUUUCCAGGGGUUGUUUUAAUGAGCAGUCCUCUUAUAAUAUUCUGGGCAGAAAGUUGUUACGGGAUCUGGAAUUAAGAAAGGAGUAACUAGAAUUUGGGGAGGUGACGACUUGGAAUUGUGAACACACAAAGUAUACAGAUGAUGUAUUACAGAAUUCUAUACCUGAAACUUACAAAAUUUUAUUAACCAGUGUCACCCCAAUAAAUUCAAUAAGAAAUUGAGGGAGGCUUCCUGGUAGUAGUAAUUAUUCUAGGACAUGUGUAUCUUCUAAGGUGACAUCCAAGUGGGUUCUUAAAAGGAACACGUUCCUGUGUGAGGAUCAACUCUCGGAUGGCCUUUCUCCUUCUGUGCAGAGCGAGUAGGAAGACUGACCGGCCUUGACUUUCAGUUGACGUGAGAAGAGAUAAAGUACAGUAUUUUUAAAAAUCUAACGCUGAUUCUUUUUCUUAGAAAGUGAUAGUGAAAAAUUAUUGAUGGGUAUCUUUGCUGGACUCUAAAAUUUAGGCUGCAUUCCAGGAGAAAAAGGCCCCAAGAUCAUUUCACUUUUUCCUUCGUAUCCUUCUGAAGCUACUUUUUUGAUGUGCUCAGUAUUUUUAAACCUUUUUUUCCCUCUUGGUUCAUGACACUUUAAUUCUAAACUUUGACUUUUUUUUUACCUUAAAGUAAAAAAUUGCUUCUGACAUACAUUUUUGCUUACAUCAGUUGAGACCAAAUGGGCAAAGUCUUGGGCAGGUGACAUUUGUGAUGUGUUACAUUGGAACGGGUGUACAAGGGUCGCAAGGAUUAGAGUCAUAAAAAACUGCUUGAUUUAUAAAUGCAUUUUUCUGGUGCUCUAUAUAAUGGGAUAUAUUGAACUAAAAAAUUUGUAUAUACAGUAUGUCAGCAUUUCUUAGUAACUUCUCGUGAAUCCAUUUUUAAUAUCUAAUAUUGUACAGGUUGGGGAGUUACACUCUUCAGGCCAAUACCAUCCAGACUAUAUAAAUUUAUAAAAUAAAUUGAAAAAUUCAUCAUUCCCCUGUAUUCAAGACCAGAGCACAUAAAUGCUAAUGUAAGGCUCAGAGGGAAAAUACAUUUCUCCUCAAUAUUUGAGAAAAUGUGAAGUCCUUUCAAGAAAAUCUAAUAAGCAUAGUAAUCAUAGCCUGCUGACACUAAGGAAAAAGGACCUCAUUUGCUCUUUCUUUUAUGCAGCGAUUUACUGGUCCCUACUGAUUUCCAAAUUGGAUCACUGUAGUAAAUUAUCUGUGCUGGUACCUGUGAAAGUAAGCCCUGGGAUCCAUAUUUGUUUUGUGUUCUGCUUAAAUCAGCAAGAAUGAUAAAUUUGAUGGUGUGAAAUUGGACGUGUCAAGGGCUUUCUUUGGUAAUUGACCAAAAUAAUGUCUCCACUUGUAACUUACUGGGCCCCUCUUUCACUGUAUGUGCUUUGUGUAUCUAAUAUUUAUUUCGGUACAAAUUAAAUUGUUGUUCCUUCAUCUGUAUUGUUAUAGCUAAGAUUUUAUUGAUGUAAAAAUCAAAUUCUGUAAUAAAAACCUCUCUGGAUUUAA
Artibeus jamaicensis (Jamaican fruit-eating bat) is the source of this 6206-nucleotide messenger RNA. RefSeq names its product transmembrane protein 33 (gene TMEM33). Gene Ontology annotation, cellular component: endoplasmic reticulum; membrane. The coding region runs from base 169 to 912 and encodes 247 amino acids. Gene Ontology annotation, biological process: endoplasmic reticulum tubular network organization; membrane organization. The transcript has 8 exons. The record is from RefSeq and is a predicted model, not a curated record. Lineage: Eukaryota; Metazoa; Chordata; Mammalia; Chiroptera; Phyllostomidae.